AUGUCACCACAGCGUGAAACCCACCUCUCUCAAUAUAUCUUCGGCCUCCAAGCAGCGCCUCUCUUGGCCAGCGGUGUCUACAGUCUGCUAUGGCCCGCGGCAGCUGCCGGCCUCCCGAAUUCACCCUUGAAGGGGGUGAGUCCUGGUACCAUCCAGGCAAUGAGGUCGGUCUCAGGCCUACACCAGAUAGGAUUGAUGCUCACUAGCUACAGCCUGACCUCGCUGUCCCUGGGGACCUUCUACGCUAUUGCAUCGUACCAGAACAACAUCCCAAUGAUGAUCGCCUCUGUGCCGGGGCGGUUGCUGGCGGCGAUCGUUUUCCGACGCAGCGGCGGGGGAUGGGCGAGCGUGGCGCCCUUUGAGGGCUUGAUGGGUAUUGUUACUGCGAUCGGAGUGUAUUGGAGUGUGUAA
This is a messenger RNA of Penicillium lagena, 411 nucleotides long. RefSeq lists its product as uncharacterized. The transcript has a single exon. The coding region runs from base 1 to 411 and encodes 136 amino acids. NCBI's taxonomy places the organism in Eukaryota, Fungi, Ascomycota, Eurotiomycetes, Eurotiales, Aspergillaceae. The record is from RefSeq and is a predicted model, not a curated record.